AUGGACCCAUCAAACGUCUUGCUCAAAUUCAUCGCCUUGCUUACAUGCUUUCUUCCUGUUCUUCAGGCCUGUCCUCAGAAUUGUCACUGUCAUGGAGGAGACCUCCACCAUGUCAUUUGUGACAAUGUUGGAUUGAGAAGGAUUCCCAAGGUAGCUGAGCAAACCCGGCUUCUCAAUCUGCAGAGAAACAAUUUCCCUGUGCUGCCAACCAACGGUUUCAGAGAGAUGAAAAAUCUUGUCUCUCUUCACCUCCAAAAUUCCCACAUCAAAGAAAUCUCCAGUGGAGCUUUCCGCGGCCUGAAGCAACUGGUCUACCUUUACUUGUCAAAUAAUGACAUCAGUACCAUAAAGAUGGGAGCCUUUGAUGACCUGACAGAACUUACUUACCUCUACCUAGAUCAUAACAAGAUAUCUGAUCUGCCCAAGGGGCUCCUCUCUCCACUGAUUAAUCUUUUCAUCCUGCAGCUAGGUAACAACAGGCUCCGAGAGCUGAGAUCAGGAGCCUUCCAUGGUACUAAGAACCUUCGCUGGUUCUAUCUCUCUAAUAACUCAAUCUCCUCCAUCCAACCUGGGGCCUUGGAAGAUGUGGAAAACCUAGCCAUAUUCCACUUGGAUAAGAACCAGCUAAGCAGCUACCCUGUGGCUGCCAUGAGCAAAUUAAGGGUGGUGGAAGACCUGAAGCUCUCAAACAACCCAAUAAAGUCCAUUCCAGAUUUAGCCUUCCAAUCUUUUGGACGGUACAUGGAGACUCUCAGCUUGGACAACAUGGGAUUAGAAAAGUUUUCAGAUAAAGCAUUUGUUGGGACAACUGCACUGAAGAAUGUUCAUAUAGAGCACAACAAAAUUUCCAGUCUUCCUAGGAGCUUUCCAUUCACCCGUCUUGAGACACUCUCCCUGUCCAAUAACCCUUGGCAUUGUUCUUGUCAGUUAGCACCUUUGCGCAGAUGGCUGGGAUCUACUCGUACUCGCCCAGAUGCAGUCUGUGCAUCACCUCCUCAGACUCGAGGACAGCAGAUUCGAGACACUGCUGCGCUCCGUAGCUGCAAACUUCCCUCUAAGAGAUCCAAAAAAGGAAAUCGCCAUUAAGCAGGCAAUCCAGUUUUUCAAGAAUUUUCAGUUAAAUAUCUGUUAACCCUUAGAGGUGGUCUAGACAAGAAGUGCCAACUAUGACUAACACUAUCUUAUUGUAAGGUUAAAGUACAAAUCUUGCAAAUCUAAAGGUAUAUUUCUCUCCCCCCCCCAUCUUUACAGUUCAAGAGGGAGGGUCCCUUCUGGGAUAUUUCCCCUGCCUCAUUUCUUCUGUGGGCUAAACUGUCUCUUAUCUGAUUGUUACCUAAUCUCCUCCUCUCCCUCCUAUCUCUCAAAAACAUUCUCACAGACCAUUUCAAUAUCUCACCCUGUUUCGAAUGCCAAUGUAAUUUUACUUAAGUAUAGGAGU
Pantherophis guttatus is the source of this 1438-nucleotide messenger RNA. RefSeq names its product chondroadherin (gene CHAD). NCBI's taxonomy places the organism in Eukaryota, Metazoa, Chordata, Lepidosauria, Squamata, Colubridae. The record is from RefSeq and is a predicted model, not a curated record. Gene Ontology annotation, molecular function: protein binding.